AAAACAUUAAUUAGGUAAACAAGUACAAUCUGCUUCACCUUCCUCAUCUUUGCAAUUUUCGCUCAUCUGUGAAAAUAUCCUCCAUUAGAGUAGGGACCCAACAAGCAUCACAUGGGUCUCUGUUUCUCGUCUCCUAAAGCCACCAGACGUGGCACCGGUAGUCGGAACCCUAAUCCUGAUUCUCCGACGCAGGGGAAGGCGAGUGAGAAGGUUAGUAAUAAAAACAAGAAGAAUACGAAGAAGAUCCAAUUGAGGCACCAAGGAGGGAUCCCGUACGGUAAACGCAUCGAUUUUGGGUACGCUAAGGAUUUCGAUAACCGAUACACCAUUGGGAAAUUGCUCGGACAUGGCCAGUUUGGCUUUACCUACGUCGCCACCGAUAACAACAAUGGCAAUCGCGUUGCAGUCAAGAGAAUCGACAAGGCCAAGAUGACUCAACCGAUUGAAGUGGAAGAUGUGAAGCGAGAGGUUAAGAUACUACAAGCUUUAGGUGGGCAUGAGAAUGUGGUAGGCUUUCACAAUGCAUUUGAGGACAAGACCUAUAUUUACAUUGUCAUGGAGUUAUGUGACGGUGGUGAAUUGCUAGAUCGAAUACUAGCUAAGAAAGAUAGCCGUUACACCGAGAAAGAUGCAGCGGUUGUGGUGAGACAAAUGCUGAAAGUUGCAGCUGAAUGUCAUUUACGAGGUCUAGUUCACCGCGACAUGAAGCCAGAGAAUUUUCUGUUCAAAUCAACCGAAGAAGGUUCAUCUCUAAAGGCUACAGAUUUUGGUCUGUCGGACUUCAUAAAGCCAGGAGUGAAAUUUCAGGAUAUAGUAGGAAGCGCAUACUACGUUGCACCUGAAGUGUUGAAACGUAGGUCAGGACCUGAAUCAGACGUUUGGAGUAUUGGUGUCAUCACUUACAUUCUGCUCUGCGGGAGAAGACCCUUCUGGGAUAAGACUCAAGACGGAAUAUUCAAUGAGGUCAUGAGGAAAAAACCUGAUUUCAGAGAAGUCCCAUGGCCAACCAUUAGCAACGGUGCCAAAGAUUUCGUGAAGAAGUUGUUAGUUAAGGAGCCUCGGGCACGGUUAACAGCAGCUCAAGCGCUAUCACAUUCAUGGGUGAAAGAAGGAGGUGAGGCCUCAGAGGUUCCAAUAGACAUAUCUGUUCUUAACAAUAUGCGUCAGUUUGUGAAAUUCAGCCGUCUGAAGCAGAUUGCACUUAGGGCUCUGGCGAAAACAAUUAAUGAGGAUGAGCUGGAUGAUCUCAGAGACCAGUUUGAUGCGAUUGACAUUGACAAGAACGGUUCUAUAAGCCUUGAGGAAAUGAGGCAGGCUCUUGCGAAAGAUGUUCCUUGGAAACUCAAAGAUGCAAGAGUUGCAGAGAUUCUCCAAGCGAAUGAUAGCAACACUGAUGGUUUGGUGGAUUUCACUGAGUUUGUGGUGGCUGCUUUGCACGUGAACCAAUUGGAGGAGCAUGACUCUGAGAAGUGGCAACAGAGGUCAAGAGCAGCAUUUGACAAGUUUGACAUAGACGGAGAUGGGUUUAUAACUCCCGAAGAACUUAGAUUGCAAACGGGUUUAAAAGGCUCCAUCGAACCACUUCUUGAAGAGGCCGACGUAGAUGAAGAUGGGAGAAUCAGCAUCAAUGAGUUUCGCAGACUUUUGAGAAGUGCAAGCCUCAAGUCAAAAAAUGUUAAAAGCCCUCCUGGUUACCAGCUUUCACAAAAGAUGUAAAUUACUUUUUAACUUCUCAAAUCACCAAGUCCACAAACUCUAAUCUCCCAUGUACAGGAACAGAACACAUCAUUUGUCACAAUCUGUUAGAUGGGAUUUGUAUAGAGGAUACCGAGGAACGCACAUCUGCCGUUAGGUUUGAAUAUGUUUCUCAAGUCUUAUAACAUCGGUCAUAGACAAUAGUUCAGUUGCAAAGAGAUAUAAGCAAAUGCUUUUGUGUUUUAUUUGCUUGUGAUAAGAAUACAUCGUUAAUCAUGUGGAUAAUCUACAACAAGUUUAAUCAUGGUACCUUCUCAAUCACGGUAUUAAACACAAGUUCA
This is a messenger RNA of Arabidopsis thaliana (thale cress), 2036 nucleotides long. RefSeq names its product calcium-dependent protein kinase 18 (gene CPK18). Gene Ontology annotation, cellular component: membrane. NCBI's taxonomy places the organism in Eukaryota, Viridiplantae, Streptophyta, Magnoliopsida, Brassicales, Brassicaceae. The coding region runs from base 112 to 1716 and encodes 534 amino acids. The transcript has 12 exons. The record is from RefSeq and is marked reviewed. Gene Ontology annotation, molecular function: calcium ion binding; ATP binding; protein serine/threonine kinase activity.